GGGAUAAAUAAUAGCUACCACUGGGCCUUUAUGAGUGAUAGGCAGAAAGGAAAGGAACAACAUGGCACAGGACAACCAAAAGACAAGCCCAAUGGCCAAGCUAAUAAUGGUGAUGGCAAUACCUCAUUGCAAGCAUUUGAUCCUCCUAUUAUUGAUAAUGAUUCUACACAAGCUAAUAUUCUAGGCGAAGCCAACAACAAAGAGGGAAAUUCAAUGCUUGAGCUUCCUACCUUAGAACCCAUAUCACAGGUAAUCAAUAUUCUUGAUCAAAAACUUCAUAAACCCCCAGACAAAAAUGAAGCUAGGGUGGGCAGGAAAAAAAUGAGCACAUUGGGAGGAAAAAACCACAUCAAGUGCAGAACUGAUAUUGAAGAACCCUCAGUCACAACUAGAACUACCCUCAAUGAGCUUCCACAGGAACUAUGUCCUGUAAAGAAGAAAACUCCAUCAAAGAAGUCCCUUGGGGUCUCAAGAAAUUCUGUAUUGAGGCCCGAAGUAAAGGACAUGGAUGUUGGAGAUAGCAAAAAAGAUGGAGCUACAACAAAGAAAUGAAAAGUAUGGGUUCCACCGGGACUUAGUGGUGUUGCUAAUGGUUCUGUUGUUACAAAAAAUGGGAGGAAUGCUUAAGAAGACUGGUGAAGCAUUUUGUAUUUUGUGUUUUUUUUUUUUGGAUGAUGUAUGCAAUUUUUUGAGAAAAA
This is a messenger RNA of Dioscorea cayenensis subsp. rotundata (Guinea yam), 698 nucleotides long. RefSeq lists its product as uncharacterized. The transcript is spliced from 5 exons. NCBI's taxonomy places the organism in Eukaryota, Viridiplantae, Streptophyta, Magnoliopsida, Dioscoreales, Dioscoreaceae. The record is from RefSeq and is a predicted model, not a curated record. The coding region runs from base 31 to 552 and encodes 173 amino acids.